Micropterus dolomieu (smallmouth bass) is the source of this 3582-nucleotide messenger RNA. RefSeq names its product tumor necrosis factor receptor superfamily, member 11a, NFKB activator (gene tnfrsf11a). Gene Ontology annotation, cellular component: external side of plasma membrane. Bases 184 to 2175 code for a protein of 663 amino acids. Lineage: Eukaryota; Metazoa; Chordata; Actinopteri; Centrarchiformes; Centrarchidae. The record is from RefSeq and is a predicted model, not a curated record. Gene Ontology annotation, biological process: positive regulation of bone resorption; response to interleukin-1; multinuclear osteoclast differentiation. The transcript has 10 exons. Gene Ontology annotation, molecular function: tumor necrosis factor receptor activity; cytokine binding.
ACCUGCAGCUGCCUAACCUGGAAAGAAGGCGCAAGAAUGCCCUGUGAGACGGUGUGGAGGACCCGCCACAUACACGCACACAGGAAGAAGUGACGAGACUCGGAUAUUGGUGCUAAGCGUCAUCUUCUUGGCUGAGAAGAAGAAGAAGUUCACGUCAGAAGUAGUCUUCAUUAAGCAGCAGAGAUGAGAUUGAACUUUUCUACAAGUUGGAUAGUCCGAGGCUGGAUGACGUGUGUCCUCGUGACCUUUUACGCACAGAAUGCGAUCUCCAAAUCUCUCCAGUGUGAUGAAAAGCAGUACUUAAGUAAAAGCUCCAGGUGCUGCAAUAAGUGUGGGCCAGGCUUCCGUGUGUUUACUGAGUGCACUGGUUCCGUCCAGACUAAAUGUGUCAAAUGUAGUAGUGGUGAAUACCAGCCCGGAUGGACUGAAAAAACGCGCUGUUUACAGCAGAAGUUCUGUGACGAAGUUAAGGGUUUUAUGAAGAUGCCUGAAAACCUUGAGGCAGAAGAGUCGUGCCGCUGCCUAUCCGGCCUCCAAUGCCAUCCCAUCAACUGUGAGUGGUGUGAGCAGAUACCCCCCUGCAGAGCUGGAGAAGGACUCGAGGUAGACCCUGAGUCUCCUUAUGGAAGGAUGAUCUGUGUUGCGUGUAAGAAAGGCUACUUCUCUGAUGAAAAUACUCACAAUCAAUGCAAACCAUGGACUAAUUGUAAGGCUGAGGGCCGGAGUGAAACGCAACCAGGCAGUGCAAAGGCUGACGCAGUAUGUGGACAACCUUUCUCUGGUGCAGGACCCUCCUGGGUCAUAGUUUCAGUGCUGUCAGUUAUCACUGUUCUGUGUCUCCUCAUUCUGCUCCUCUUCUGCUACAAGGACAAACUGAAAUUACUCUCUGUAAAUCUGCGAUCCUGUGUCCAGAAUCUGAAGAGGACUAGGAUACAACAGGAGACCUUGGCCCCUCUGUACCACAGUGGAGCAGGAGGAGGAAUAGGAGGAGGCCCUGGAGGCUCCAAAUGUACACCAUGUGAGCUGACCAAACUCUACCCACCCCCCCGCAGCCCCACUGAUGAGCCUCUAUGCACCUUCCCCACCUCUGUCUCCGAUGUCAAGAUCUCACUGCCCUUCACAGGGGAAAUGAAAGAGGAAGAAGGGACCAAAGGCAAGACAGUGAUGGAGGAUCAGAGUGAAGGGUCUGGAGAACCUGAGGAGGUGUCAGAAGAAGAGGAGGUUGUGAGUGUGCUUCCUCUUUUGGCAGGUUCUUGCGUGUGUGUCAUUCCCAUCCAUGAGCCACUGGAAGUAGGUGAGAAUGAGGACUGUAGCCAGGCUGUCAGCCCCGGGACUCCAGGAACCUGCUCAUGUGGAGGGCUUGAUGGAGAUGAGAGUGGGAAAGAGGAGAAAAGUGAGAGUGUAAGGGCAGACAAUGGAGAAAAGGGUGACGGAAACCAAGAAAAGAUGGUUUUGUCCAAGAGUGAGACAAGUGUUGCGGCUCUUGACUCUCUUUCUCCUCCUUUCUUCCACACCUCCUCUGUAAUCACUCCCUCCGGUCCAAUUCCUGAACUCUGCCUGCCGUUGUCUCAGGCUCAUGUGAGGCCGGAGUUCAAACCUGACCUGACUGACAGAUCACUGGUAAAACAAAAGGACUUAUACAGAUUGGCAAGCACAGACUCCACCUUAACAGAGAAAAACCCCACGGUGACCUCGGUCAGCCCCUUGAUGACAUCCUCAUCUGUUGGAGAUCUCUACCUGGACAAGCCCCCUGAGUCCUCGAGCCCGGAGCAAGGCCUGGGACUUUCCUGGAGGGAUAGUAGGGGAAACAAGCUCUCUUCUGUGGAGUCGGAACUGGAGUGCUCACCUGAGAGCCUCCAUAGUCAGCUGGCUGAGCCAACUCUUACCUCAGGUCAGGUGUCUGGGAACAACAACACCACCUUCAUCUCCAGCGGUCAGGUGAUGAACUUCAGCGGUGAUGUCAUCGUCGUCUAUGUCAGCCAGACGUCUCUCGGCAGCGAGGAGACGGGGCAGGACCAUGCCUUUGGGAGCCCUGUCCAGGAGGAGGCCAAUGAGACGGCCCCGUUCUUCCAGAGCAGCCUGAGGUCACAAGGGGACUCUGUCUCCUACAGCACCCUGCAAGACGAAACACUGCCAGUCCAGGAAGCGAUGGAGGAGCGGCCACUUGGAAAAUGAAAAGGGAUCAGUGGCUCUUUAUUUGUCAGUGCAGUGAUCAUCUCCGCAAUCAUCAGUUAUCACAAAAAUGAACUCCUAUCAUUUCUGGUGGUAACCUUACAUAUCAUACACAGCUCCAAAUGAAAUUACAAAAUGAACUGAAAAAAAACACCAUCUGUCAUUUGUCUAUCACACCAGCUCUCCAUUCAUGAACAAGGAAAGGGAGGCCUUUACUUAAAGGCAGGUGAUUGAGAGAGCAACAUUUAGAGAUGUGAAGCUAUCAAUCUAUGCCUAUAUAAUUUGUUUGGAAUGUAAUCUUCUGUAUCCUGUCCCAUUUCACACAUUAGUUAGUAUGAAUUUUGCCUCAGGCAUCUCUAAAGUGCCUUUUUUCAUUGUACAGUGGAAAGCUGCAGGCUUUUUCAGAUGGAAACUCCCUCCAUUCCAGACAGUGAUGGGGAACUUUGUUGGGAAUUUGAUGUGGAACUAAAAUCCAGACUGGAAGAACGUCAUGUUUUUUAUUGUUGUGUGGAAAUUGCAGCUGGGUUUUGAUACAAAGAAGUCACUACAUUUUUCAUUUGCCACCUUCCAUCACAGAAUGGCCCAGGUUAAAAUUUGAAUACUCCUAGCUUUAAAUUUGGAUGAUUUGAAGAGUUUCCUUACAUAACAAAAUAUCCACCAUGUGGAAAUAAUUGUGUUUGCUCUCACUAAAUCAUGCCACGAAAGUACUAAUAUUGUUUGGUGUGAUGUUUGGAACAAAAUUCAAUCUAUUGGCUACAUCUGGCAGGGUAGAAUUUAAGUUCGUGAAAAAAACAAUAAAAACCUUUAAAUGAAUUUAAAGCAUUUCACAGAGUGAAUUUUCAGGGUUUAACAGAAGCUUUUUUGCAGUAAAGAGACACAUCCAGUUUUGGUACGACUUUUUUUAUUCUCUUCUCAUUGCACCACAAGUGCAGUUUGCGUCUAAGAAAAGAAAAUGCUGUGCAUUUGAUAAGCUAUUUUAUUACUGGUCUGUUUUGUUUCAUUAUGUUUUAAUGUGCAAGCCUAAAUGAAGAAAGUAAAAUGUCAGCCUGUUUCUAUUUAGUUUUAAUUAAUUUUACAAAGUCAAUUGUUUAUGUAUUAUUUCAGAUGAUGCAUAUGAGAUCAAUGUUUAUGUAUAUUUCAAAAGAAGCUUGAUGCAUUUUUGAAACAAGAAUGAAUAUUCUGUUUGUGCUUUCUUGCGUUUGAUCUGAGGUGUGGAUGUGCCAUUAACAGCCGGCAAAAUGCACACUACAGAAGUUAAAAGGGACAGUUACAACCUCACCUUAUGUAUGCCGCCUUAAAAUAAUUAUGUACAUAUCAAUCAAAGCUAUUGCAAUGAAUGACAAAGAAUAUUUUGAUUGGAAUUAAAUAUGUUUUGCAUCUAAUCCUUUCAGGGAUGGCUGCUAUCCUGCA